UAAUAACACUUAGUUAACACACAACGUACAGACAACAAAGAAGUCACUCCUUCGAUAUUAAGACUUAAAGUAAAUAAUUUUUACGGCUUUGUUAAUUUAAAUAACAAAACACUGAAAAUUUUUAAUGGGAUGCGACUAAACGCAUUGUAGUAAUAUUGUUUGAUACAACAGAAAAUAUAAUGAUUUGGCCACAAAUCUUUGCAACCCUUCUGCUAUCACUUGAAAUAUCCCACGCCACGCAAACCAAAGAUGUCGUCAACUUCACCGAACUGUUUGGAUAUUCGCCACGCGGCAGCCUCAAGUUUCCUGAGCUAGCGGCGUAUGAUGGCUUUCACAGUGAAACUCACUACGUCACCACAAGUGAUGGCUACAUCCUUGCGCUCUUCAGAAUCCCACUCCAAGACACCUGCCCUGAAGACGACGAUAAACUUCCAAUCUUGUUUAACCAUGGACUCUACUUGAGUGGAGAUGAUUGCAUACUGCCGGGGCCUGGGAAAUCCCACUGCUACAUAUACUCCGAUAACUGCUACGACGUGUGGAUACCCAAUAAUCGAGGAAACCGCUACAGUAGGAAUCAUACCACACUCAAUCCUGACAAAAACCCCGAGUUCUGGAAUUUCGCCUGGGACGACAUGGCGUCUAAAGAUUUGCCAGCCAUUAUUGACUAUAUCCUAAAAGUUACUGGUAAGAAACAACUGACAUUUGUAGGUCAUAGCCAAGGCGUAGCAACAUUGAUUUUACUAUGCGCAAAACAGCCAGAGUACAAUGAUAAAAUUAAUGUAGGCUUCGGACUGUCAGCCACAGCUUGGCUGGAUCACUCACGAUUCUUACUGAUACCUGUAGAAGCAGGACUGUCCGCCGUUGCAGACGGUGUUAACAAUUUGACAAACGCAGAAUUCCUUCCAACGGGAGGGCUUGUGCAAACUGCCGGCACAGUCUUGUGCGGACUUAGCGAAGUCGAGUACCCGUUUUGCUCAUUCAUCCUCUUUGCUGCUUUGGGCUUCAAUAAAUUUAAUAUCAAACCCGAUGUUUUGAAAGCACUUCCUGGUCACGUUCCAGCCGGUACAUCGCUCAAAGACUUCAUUCGCUGGGGUCAGAUCAGGAAAAACGGUUUCACAGAAUAUGAUUAUGGGUUAGUAGGAAACAUAAAAGCGUACGGUAAACUGAAGCCACCAGUUUUCAAUUUAAGCGCAGUGUCAAUGAAAUGGAUUUUCCUCGCCAGUUUGAACGACUACGUCGGCGACCCAAGGGACAUCAAACGGCUAACACACGUGCUAUCCAAUGCUGAAAUGUGUGUAUUGAACGACACGAAGUUUGGGCAUCUGGACUUUUUGUAUGCGGAUAGCUUGUCGGUACAAAUUACUCCUAAAGUGCUGUCCUAUUUAGAGACUGGGAAUUACAAAUGUGAUACGAAUACCGCAAGUACUUUAUAAAGUCACGACAUGAUGGAGAUUGAUGAUAAAAUUCAAUAACCUGCUGUAUACCUAUAAUAAAAAACGAUUUAUCAC
Molecule: messenger RNA, 1508 nt
Organism: Amyelois transitella
Lineage: Eukaryota; Metazoa; Arthropoda; Insecta; Lepidoptera; Pyralidae
Product: lipase 1
Exons: 2
Coding region: 180-1433 (417 amino acids)
Biological process (GO): lipid metabolic process
Molecular function (GO): hydrolase activity, acting on ester bonds
Source: RefSeq, a predicted model, not a curated record